Mesitornis unicolor (brown roatelo) is the source of this 354-nucleotide messenger RNA. Its product is annotated as ventricular zone-expressed PH domain-containing protein homolog 1-like. The transcript is spliced from 2 exons. Gene Ontology annotation, molecular function: phosphatidylinositol-5-phosphate binding. Gene Ontology annotation, biological process: regulation of signal transduction. The record is from RefSeq and is a predicted model, not a curated record. The annotation marks the transcript as partial. Lineage: Eukaryota; Metazoa; Chordata; Aves; Mesitornithiformes; Mesitornithidae. Gene Ontology annotation, cellular component: plasma membrane.
AUGCAUCAGCUCUUUGGGCUGGUUUUGGCCCAAAAGGACCUCUCUCGUGCAGGGGAUCUUUUCUCCUUGGAGGAUGCUGAGAUCGAAGGAAGCCUCUCAGAAGCUCUUGAACAAAUAAGAGUAAUUAGUUCAUCUGCGGACUACCAGACCAACGACAACGACCAGGCAGUGGUGGAAAUCUGCAUCACGCGCAUCACCACGGCCCUCAGGGAGACGGCGUCCAUCGGGCGGCACGGCAGGGCUCUGGUGGCCCUCUGGGAGUCCUGUCUGGAGCACAACCUGCAGCCCUCGGGAAAGGACGAGGACACGCCACACGCCAAAAUCGCGUCCGAUAUCAUGAGCUGCAUCUUGCAG